AAUUUCCGGGUAAGGGCUUCGGCUUCGGAAACGCUACUUGCUUGUAAAAAGGCGGAUCCCUCUCUGCCGCUCCGCUUCACGGAAUUUGUCUUUUUUGCUUCGGUAGAUUCCAUUUAAACUCCACAUCUCACUUAAAGUUGCAUGUUUCUUGUUAAAACGACAUUUUUCCGAUCAUUCGCGCUCUGACGACUGAAGUUGUUAGCUGGCUAGCUAACUUUUCCCCACACACACACACAGCAGCGUCCAAUUUGACAACUGCCCUCCACCCGCAGCCCAACAGGGGAGAAGCGACACCGGAGCAGAAACACAGGGAAAUGGGGGAAAAAGAACAGCAGCUCAAGUGGGCGUUGCAGACCGGGGACUUGGACGAGGUCAAAGCCAAACUGAAAACCGCCGAGGAUGUAAACCGGACCCUGGAAGGCGGGAGGAAGCCUCUGCACUUCGCUGCCGACUUUGGUCAGACAGAGGUGGUGACUUUCCUCAUUUCUAUGGGAGCAGAUAUCAAUGCUCCUGACAAACACAAUUUAACUCCACUGUUCUGUGCCUGUGUUGAGGGUCACCUUAGCUGUGUCAAGGUCCUGCUAGAAAAGGGCGCCAACAAAGACUGUAAAGGACCGGACGGCCUCAGUGCCUUCGAAGCGUCCGAGAGCGAAGCCGUAAAAGCUCUGCUCAAGUGAGUGGACGCCGUGGCGGUGGCGGCCGACAGGUGGGUGAGCGGACAGACAGAUGGACGCAGUGGUCCCCUUGACAGAAGACGGACUUGUCCCCCUUUACCCGCAUCAACCUCUGUCUCUUAACACUGCUUUUGUCUGUUUGUCUGGAGGUCGUCAUUUUGUCUGGUGAUUUGUUUCAUUUUAUUUUCACUAAGUUUUUUUUAUUAGUGAUAGGAUUUACUCUUCCUCCUCCGGCCUUCGUUUGUAACCAUUUAACACAAGUACAGUCGCGUCCACUCACGAGGGGAACACUUUUCCCCGUGGGUCCUGAAACACUGCAGACUCUAGAUCUCAAACUCUAUAUGAAUAUAACGUAAACGCAGAGCUUUAGCACUUAAAUGCACCUCUCUUAUUUUGCCCUUUUCUCUUAAAUCUUUAAGGAUAAGAUGAGUAGUGUGUUGUUUUUUUGGGUUUUUUUUGGAUCUUCACUAUAGGUUAUGGUAUGGCCUGGGUUUAAUCUCAUGAACAGUAAUUGCACUGUACUGUCGUAGAUGGCGUUAAUACAGAAAGGUCAAGUGUAAGUACGUGAACUUUCGACCUCUUUCUCCACCUCCAUUUCUUCUCGUUGGACCAAACUCGACGCAGGAUGAGGUUCAGAGGUCACGUUUGUUUUUCUUUCACCUCGAAUCACUUACAUAUCCAAUUAUGUUUAUGUUGAUAAUGCAUAGAAAGAUAUUCUGUAUCCGUUGACCAAUCACCAUGCUGGCUAACUCGAAAGACUUGAAUGUUGCAAUUUCUUUGAAAUCAGUUUCGGAACUCCCUUUUUUUGUUUGAAAAGGUAACAUUAGUAACAUCGCGCAAUAGGAUGAGGAAUUUUAGACUUAGUUUUUUGUUGUUUUCGUUUCCCACCCCUGGAGUGAGAUUUCUAAUAUUUUCCUUUGAGCUUCUCCGUGUGUUUUGUAAUAAAUGGGCUCAGAUCGAGGGGGUAACGGGGGGUUGGAGUUGAAACUGGAUGGUGGAGGGGAAUGUUGUUAUUCCCUUCACCUUGGAUUUGGUUUAAAAUAAAAAAACAAAACAAAAAAAACACUGGCUGUAUCGCUGCAUGUCAGAUACUGCCUCUGCUUCUACGCUAUGAAACGCUCGCCGUCCCUUCUUCUUGUUUGCUUUCAAAUUAAAUGACUUUGCUGUAAUGGGUGGGUGGGGGGUGGGGG
Messenger RNA from Solea solea (common sole), 1864 nucleotides. It is a transcript of the gene mtpn, whose product is annotated as myotrophin. Gene Ontology annotation, cellular component: cytoplasm; nucleus. The record is from RefSeq and is a predicted model, not a curated record. Gene Ontology annotation, molecular function: protein binding. The transcript is spliced from 4 exons. Gene Ontology annotation, biological process: regulation of barbed-end actin filament capping. The coding region runs from base 315 to 677 and encodes 120 amino acids. Lineage: Eukaryota; Metazoa; Chordata; Actinopteri; Pleuronectiformes; Soleidae.